AUGCUAUACGCCAAAAGCCGUGUUCGUUCAGUGGUGGUGUUUAAUGAUGUACUGAACUAGCUCGUUUGAACAGAGCGAACGAAUGGAACGACUGCUAACAAACUGUUAUUGCGCUGUAAAUAAACAAAAUGUGUGGUCGAACUUGUUUAACACUUGAUCCGGAUCAGGUAAUAUGCGCAUGCAAAUACCCUCCACACAAUGAAGUGAAAGACAAAAAGGAAAUCAAGCAGGAAUUCGUAACACCCGAAUGGCGCGCAGAGUUCAAUUUGGGAAGGCAUUAUCAUGCCUCGUAUAACAUAGCGCCUACAGAUAUAACACCCGUUAUUGUCUCUGCGGCUCAUUUCAGUGAGGCUAAGGAUCAACAAUCUGCCCGUGUUGUUAUGCCCAUGAUGUGGGGCAUGAUCCCCGCCUGGCACAAGGGCGACUAUCGUAAGCAUGGGCUAACCACAAACAACUGUCGGCUGGAGCACUUGAUGGACUCAAAACUGUAUCGCGGCCCGUUUAAGCGCGGUCAGCGCUGUGUUGUUGUAUGUGAAGGUUUCUACGAAUGGCAAACAACAAAACCAGCGAAGCCAUCGGAUCGAGAGGCAUAUUUGGUCUACGCGCCACAGGAGUCGGACGUGAAGAUUUAUGACAAAAGCACAUGGUCGCCGGCAAAUGUGAAACUAUUGCGUAUGGCUGGUCUAUUCGAUGUAUGGCAGGACGAGAGCGGCGACAAAAUGUAUAGCUACAGUAUCAUUACAUUCCAAUCUAGCAAGAUUAUGUCCUGGAUGCACUACCGCAUGCCAGCGAUUCUCGAAACAGAGCAGCAAAUGAAUGACUGGUUGAAUUUUAAGCAUGUGAGUGAUUCUCAAGCCUUGGCUGCUCUGCGUCCUGCUACGGCAUUGGAGUGGCAUCGCGUUGGUAAAUUGGUUAACAAUUCGCGGAACAAAAGCGAUGAAUGCAACAAGCCAUUUGAGUUGGGCGCCAAGCCGGAAAAGCCAAAAGGCAUGUUGGCCUGGCUAACUGGCAGCAAGCCACAGCAACAAAAACAGAAACACAAAUCCACCUCCACAGUAAAGGAGCAGCCCCAGCAGAAUACCAACAUCGAUGCCAUCAAACGCAGUCCAACUUCACCGCAUGCUCAAAACGCCGCCAAGCGGCCACGUUGCGACAUAAUUAAGACAGGAGAGAGCGCUGAUAUUACGGUCAAAGCAGAGCCAGCUGACUGUUAAAAU
Messenger RNA from Drosophila navojoa, 1217 nucleotides. Its product is annotated as abasic site processing protein HMCES. The record is from RefSeq and is a predicted model, not a curated record. Gene Ontology annotation, molecular function: single-stranded DNA binding. Lineage: Eukaryota; Metazoa; Arthropoda; Insecta; Diptera; Drosophilidae. Gene Ontology annotation, biological process: protein-DNA covalent cross-linking repair.